ACGCCUUCGUAUCCACCCACACUAUCCCGCCGGGCUACCGAAUACCCAACCUUAUCACUUAACACCUCUGCAAUGGCCCGCACGAAGCAAACCGCUCGCAAGUCUACCGGUGGCAAGGCGCCCCGCAAGCAGCUCGCCGCCAAGUCGGCGCGGAAGACGGCCGCGACUGCGACGGGUGGUGUGAAGAAGCCUCAUCGUUUCCGCCCUGGUACCGUAGCUCUUCGUGAGAUCCGUCGGUACCAGAAGUCGACGGAGCUGCUUAUUCGCAAGCUUCCGUUCCAACGGCUUGUCCGAGAGAUCGCCCAGGACUUCAAGACCGAUCUGCGGUUCCAGUCCUCCGCGGUCAUGGCGCUGCAGGAAGCUGCCGAGGCUUACCUCGUUUCGUUGUUCGAGGACACCAACCUUGCCGCGAUCCACGCCAAGCGCGUUACCAUCCAGCCUAAGGAUCUUGCCCUUGCUCGUCGUCUCCGUGGCGAGAGGACAUGAGUCC
This is a messenger RNA of Punctularia strigosozonata HHB-11173 SS5, 490 nucleotides long. Its product is annotated as histone-fold-containing protein. Gene Ontology annotation, molecular function: protein heterodimerization activity; structural constituent of chromatin; DNA binding. Lineage: Eukaryota; Fungi; Basidiomycota; Agaricomycetes; Corticiales; Punctulariaceae. Bases 73 to 486 code for a protein of 137 amino acids. The record is from RefSeq and is a predicted model, not a curated record. Gene Ontology annotation, cellular component: nucleosome. The transcript has 4 exons.